AUGAACAAAUCUAGAAGAAGAAGCUCGACUCUGUUUCUUGUUCGGCUUAUCAUUCUGUCGCAUCAAAUUCUAUCAGUAGUUUGUGAAACCGGGCAGCACAAUGAAGAGAAACCAUCAUUCUUCCAGGUUGUAUCAAGCACCAUUUCAUUGUUGAAGAAAUCUCAUAAAAAUUCUUGGGAAAAGAUCAAAACCAUUAUCCAUGACUUCCAGUUGCAGUUUACUCCUCCAAAUCUAGAUUUUAGUGGCACAAGCACAGCAAAAGCUAGGGGUUCAGAUAGUGUAGGAGAGGAGAUGAAAGAAGCAGUCAAGAAAAGCAUUGGAACAAGUGAAGCAACGGUUGAAGAAACUGCGAAAUCUGCUGCAGAAGCUGUCCACAAGACCGCUGAGAAGGUGAAAGGGAGUGUCUCAGAUAAUGAAGAAUCUCAUGAUGAGCUUUAA
Molecule: messenger RNA, 438 nt
Organism: Durio zibethinus
Lineage: Eukaryota; Viridiplantae; Streptophyta; Magnoliopsida; Malvales; Malvaceae
Source: RefSeq, a predicted model, not a curated record